GGAGGAGGAGAAGGAGGAAGGAAGAAAGAAGCAGUGGAGUGGAUCGGAGCGGAGUGGAACGGAGUAGAGUGGAAUGGAAUCGUGGAGUGGAGCGGAGUGCUGAGAAUAUGAUUGUGGAGCCAGUUUGGUCGGAGAUGGAUAAUGGCUCUUUCCCGAGGUCUGAGAUGCUGUGCCCGGGUGUUUUCCUGGAUACCUGUCCUCAUAAUCACCUCCGUGGUGCUGUGGUCCUACUACGCCUAUGUGUUUGAGCUAUGUUUAUUCACUAUCAGCAACACAUUGGAGAAGGUGGCCUACCUACUGGUGUUCCACGUGUGUUUUGUGAUGUUCUCCUGGACCUAUUGGAAGGCCAUCUUCACUCCUCCUGCCUCACCCUGCAAGAAGUUCCAGCUGUCGUACUCCGAUAAGGAGCGUUACGAGAUGGAGGAGAGGCCUGAUGCUCAGAAACAGAUCCUGGUGGACAUCGCUAAGAGUCUCCCCAUCUUCACUAGAGCUACGUCUGGAGCUAUCAGGUUCUGUGACCGGUGCCAGGUGCUGAAGCCUGACCGCAGUCACCAUUGCUCUGUCUGUGAAAUGUGUGUCCUGAAGAUGGAUCAUCACUGUCCAUGGGUGAAUAACUGUGUGGGAUUCUCCAACUACAAGUUCUUUCUGCUCUUCCUGUCGUACUCCAUGGUCUACUGUGUGUUCAUCUCUGCCUCCGUCUUCAGAUACUUCAUCAACUUCUGGGUGGGGGACCUGCCAAACGGACCCGCUAAGUUCCACGUUCUCUUCCUGAUGUUCGUAGCGUUGAUGUUCUUGGUCAGUCUCAUGUUCCUGUUGGGUUACCACUGCUGGCUGGUCGUCCAGAACAGGUCCACACUAGAGGCAUUCUCUGCUCCAGUCUUCCCUACAGGACCAGACCGUAAUGGUUUCAAUGUGGGGAUCAGGAGGAACCUGCAGCAGGUGUUUGGAGAGAACAAGAGACUCUGGUUUCUACCGAUCUGCACCAGCCAAGGAGACGGCCACUACUUCCCUCUGAAGAGCCUGAGUGAGUCCUCAACUUCUCUAUUAGCCAAUGAGGAGAAAUGGGAUGAGGAAGAGGAGUCAGAGGACGACAACAUAGGUGGUGACAGGGAUCCCUCUGUUACCGUAGAGAUGGACGAAGAGGAGUAGGAUCACUUUAUGGACCUUUAUAAAGGGUGCAGUACCCUGAGGAGGCUGACAAACCUACCCUGAGGGACCAUCAGACACACGGAAGAACUCAACGUGCAGCCAAAACGUUUUCAGAUGUCACCAUCUCAAUAUCAUGUAUAGUUUUCAGUUCACCAUGGAGGAAGGACAAUGUGUCGGGGAACAGAAGUCAACCGCUAUAUCACAUUACACGAUUGUUUUAAGAGAAAGACCAUGUCUAGCACUGUCUCCCUACCUCUCCUGUAUUAUUGUGUAUCUUAUAUAGUACUAGGCUGCUACCUGGCUUUUAAUUUCUCGACAGUUUUUUUUUUGUUUUUUUUUGCCCGUAUUUUGUUAAUGUAAAUAGCUUUGUGAUUUACAUCUUUAAAUGAAAAGAGAUCUACAAAUGUAAAUGUAUUAUCAUUAUUCCAUAUGCAGGGCCCUUAAGGCCCAAUCAGAAUGGAGAAAGCCCAUUAAAACCACCAAUGUAUUUGUUGCCAUCCUAUGGCCAUA
This is a messenger RNA of Salmo salar (Atlantic salmon), 1659 nucleotides long. It is a transcript of the gene zdhhc15b, whose product is annotated as zDHHC palmitoyltransferase 15b. The record is from RefSeq and is a predicted model, not a curated record. NCBI's taxonomy places the organism in Eukaryota, Metazoa, Chordata, Actinopteri, Salmoniformes, Salmonidae. Gene Ontology annotation, molecular function: palmitoyltransferase activity.